UUCAAAUGAAAACGUGGCUUCGAUUCCAUUUGUGCAUCACAGGAGAGCGUGAUAGUUUAUGUAUAGCUGAUUGAUUCAUAUUCCAGGGGAACUUCGAGGUCCAUCGAUUGUUUAUUAAUUCUGGACAAAGCAUUCCGCGGAAAAAGGACAACACGCUAUCGCCGUAACUAACCCGGAGUGACAAACAUGACUCCUUCAAUCUAGAGACACCUGGACGACAUUAUGUGCUCGGACUGAAACAGGAUACCUUCGUCAUUUACAAUUCUCGUGUUGUGAUCCAAAAAUGGGACAAAUUACAAACGUCGUCUUGGUGUAUUUGCUCUCGCUUCUGUCGGCAUUUGGAAGUGGCGGAGGUGCUAAAAUGCCCCAUCCUGGAACUCCCAUCAUCCUCCUAUCUACACGCAACGCCACCUACAUCAUUCCGGUGCGCUCAAAUGGACAGUUCAAACCACCUCUCGCAUCGCUGAAUAAAAUCAGGAACAACGGAGCCCGACUGAGAUCAGAAGUGCGAGAAAGGCCACACGUUUACGCCGCAAGAAAACCACCGCGACAGGCGAUCCUUUUUCCCAUGCCGACAAACACCCGCAUUCUGCAAGCAAUGCCGGCUGGUUCUCCCGGCUCCGGGAGCCUUCUCAACAGAAGACCUCCAGGCGUGCAAGAUUUUGUCUUCUGCUUCGAAGCGGGUGGCACGGAAAUGUGCGUGCGCACGGACCUGACGGCGGGAAAAGUGACGGCAGUUGCCAGAAGUCUCCAGGAAGUACGGAAAAGGAGGCGGAAAGCGCUGCCGAAGAAGAAAGUACACAGAAGACGCCGAGCCCUCCGAUCUUGGAAGGAUACCGUCAGAGACACCUUUUGGCCAAAGAAACGAGAAUCUGGAAAAUUUGGCGGAAACGAUGAGCCUCCGUUUAUGGAGGAAACUAUGGACGUGUUCACGUUCAAGAACCUCACUGUUUGGCGAAGGACUCGGUGGGAACAAGUGAUGAACACCACGGAUUUGGGCAAGCACGCAAACGCUUCUGCCAAACUCAACGCAACGCUCCGAGAGCCAGCAGAGAAAGACGUUAGCGUGCAAGCUGUGAAAGACAUAUUGCUCCUGCACGAGAUGCUAGAGCUCACCGAGUGGCCUUCUGCGAAAAAGUGGGCAGAAUUCGAGAAGGGAAGCCGGUUGCUCGUUACCACACAGACAGGCACGAACAAACCAGGGCGAAAGGAAAAUGGUUGGGGGCCCGACUUGGAUCCCCCGUAUAGGGCCCUGCGGGUACAGACAGGCAUUAGGCCACUAGCGCGAGAGAGGCAUAUUUUGGAGGAAGGUUGGGGGACCGACUUGGAUCCCCCGUAUGGGCUCCUACGGGUACAGACAGGCAUGAAGCCACUAGCGCGAGACAGGCAUGUCUUGCAGGAAGGUUGGGGAACCGACUUGGAUCCUCCGUAUGAGCUCUCAAGGGCGAAACAUGAGCACACCCACCCGAGUGAGGUAGAAUCCAAGCCGAUACCUUUUGGUGGCAGGUUGAUCCCACCGGAGUGGUACGAAGACCCUCAACCGCAAUUUGUGAUUAGGGAAAACAAUGGGUAUGGUACUAAAAGCAAAUCGAAAGAAAGCAAUAAAUUGUCGGGAACAAUGGCUUGGAGCAAUAGAGAGCCAGCUGAGGAUGAAUACGUAUCUGCUAUUCCCCAAAGUGGAAGCGACAUUUACACACCGGCGCAGCAAUCAAAUCGCGAAGCUGGCAGUAGCGUUAGGGUUGGUCAUCAAAACUCCGCGGGCGCAUCGAGUUCUCGUUACGACCAUCGCCGCCGCAAAUACGGAUUUGGAGGUACGGAACAGCACGGUGAGUGGAAUAAGAUGAGUGGUGAUUAUGCUCAUAGUGGCAAGAACAUGGACGAUGCUGGCUUAUAGGACGAAGACGUUAUCAGGGUGCCAGCAGUUGGAAGUCUUUCCCAAACCGGCGCAAGUGGCAUCGGCCCUAUCGAGGCGGAGGCAUGGCGGCCAAGCAGCCAAACAUGACACAUAAAACACGGCCAACCCGAAGCAUGACUCCCACUAUGGAGCAGUCUGAGAUGGAGCAGGCAGAAAUGAACGAGCUCAUCGCAAACCGAAAAGCAUUCGGCAACUACUCAAAUCGACUUGUUCUCUUCGCGGAAACGGUGCGCCUAGGCACCACGCAGUCGGAGUUCGGAUGGAAGCUGCUCACAAUAGGUUUUAAACUAUUCAGCAACAGUAGUCACAUCACCGAAGAAGAAAUGAAGGACUUCGUGCGGAAGCUACCAGAGCCUAUGCCCGGGAGCACGUUCCAGGACACCAUGAACUCGAUGAUAAUCUACGACCUGAUCGCCUUCAACGGUUCGGGUGAUUACAACAAGUGGAAUGAAAUGGAGCGGCGAAGGUUGCCCAUCGGGGCUGCGCGGAACAUGAGCCGAGUAGUGCAGAGUCGGCUGGCCAGCGCGCGGUCACUCAAGGCAAUGGUCGACUUGUACGUGAUGCAGCUGGGCGAACUGAUAAUUAUGAAACUCAGCAUUCUCAGUCUGAAUACUUCGUACGACAAAGAUGUAGAAGGCCUCCUCUCAAAGAAACUAAACGUGGACGUAACACCUGAAUCCCUCGCAAUGCAAAAAGAUUUUCUGAGCAAGAACCACGUGUCAGCCAAAGUUUUAGGAGACGUCUACUCCAAAGAGCUUUGGGAUGCAAUGCUUCUAAAUCUCAUUUCUCUCAACGAUGCCAAAGGUACCUCUAGCGAGUGCACCAAAGACCUUCCGCUUCUCAGCUCCAAGAACGCGAACAACACCGAAGCAAUGGCUAAGGAAGUGGAUGCGAUCAUCAACAAGCUGAAAGACACUAACAAUACUAUUAAAAAGGAGAAGUGCGUAAAAGAGGUGUUCUUUCUGAAACUGCUCACACUGGCCAAGAAUACAGAGCACGAGAUCGUCUGGAGGGACGUAAUAGUGAUGAAGUGGGCAAACUUGUCGGGCACGGAAGCCGCCGAAGGUGCGACUUUUUCGCCACAAACGAUCAGUGUUUUAAGAGGAUUUGUGCACGCCAGCGACUUGUCCAUCUUCAAUUCCUUGGUGCAGCAGAUUAGAAUACCCAUCCAGAAGCCUGAUAUGGACAAGAGCUCAGAUAGCGCGGUGCGUAGCAAACUGCUAAAGGCAGUUCGAAAUGCCUCCAGCCCAUUGCGACAAGACCAGUCUAGCCAAACAGUCAUGCACCGCUCAGUGACAGAAGACACGGAGAAGAACGGUUCGGUCAAAGAGCAGCCAUCAGUCCCUGGUGCGCAGCCUGAGCUGAUCACGCAUGAUGGCAGCAGCGAUGUUCCUAGCCAAGGAAAAGAUGCUGCAGUGCCAGCUGUACAGCAAGAGGAAACUACAAGAAGUGAUUUCAGAAACAAUGACGCCUAAGAAGGUCCUGACAGCAGUGACACCAGCUUGAGGUUUCCCAAAGGUUGUUGGCAAAACAGGUAUGCAGAAAGCUGAAAACACUAGUGCGAACAAUACCAUAUAGGUAGCAACCAGUACAAUAUUUAUGCCAAUGGUUUCCAUAAAAAAUUACAAUGCUGCGUAAUCUACAUAGUAUAGAGCGAAGGGAAGGAGCGAAUUAAAGGCACAAAAUAACCCAUCGGAUCCCAGUCUUCCUGUGUGUGAUUUAAAGUGAACUACCAGUGUCUGUCAGCAGCCACAUGUUCGAACGAACACAACAGAAUAGAACCCAAAUAUAAGCAAAAAAAAGGAUAAGUAAUUCCCAUCGAUAACGCAGUGCAAACCUAAGGCUAACGGCGCGUAUUAGUCACC
This is a messenger RNA of Dermacentor silvarum, 3780 nucleotides long. RefSeq lists its product as uncharacterized. The record is from RefSeq and is a predicted model, not a curated record. Bases 284 to 1894 code for a protein of 536 amino acids. Lineage: Eukaryota; Metazoa; Arthropoda; Arachnida; Ixodida; Ixodidae. The transcript has 4 exons.